This is a messenger RNA of Gryllus bimaculatus (two-spotted cricket), 498 nucleotides long. NCBI's taxonomy places the organism in Eukaryota, Metazoa, Arthropoda, Insecta, Orthoptera, Gryllidae. The record is from the annotation of a GenBank genome assembly.
AUGCAAGCAUCUGGACUGCAUCAGAGGCUGCGCCGGGACGUUGAGUACGGGAUCGUAGAAGUUCAAGAAACAGCCAACGCCAUUGCGGAUUUUGACCGACUAUUUGAUUAUCCAAAUGGUGCUACUAAACCUUAUGCAUUGGCAGCAGCCUCCUCCUUUAAUCGAUCCUUCUUUAAUGGUCCCAUAAAAGCAGCCUUGUCAGCAGCAGUUUGGAAUCUUCCAUGGCCAAAUUUGGAAGACAAACGUCUUCUACAGUCUUCAGAUAGAUGCUCUGCCCAUAUGGUACGCAGCGAACAUGCAGGGAAAGUGCUGGUAGCUGGACAAUUCAAUGCAUCCAAAUCAAGGUUUGCGAACACACCACUCCUUGCACUAGAGGCAACGAGAGGGGGUCUCUUCCGAGCUUCUGAAGAUAUGACUGGAGUCUCUGCUGGAGCAGAGGCGACUAGCUGGCUCUGGGAAGAAGAAGUCCUGAAACAAAACAGUGAUAUUAAUGAAUAA